Molecule: messenger RNA, 701 nt
Organism: Hibiscus syriacus
Lineage: Eukaryota; Viridiplantae; Streptophyta; Magnoliopsida; Malvales; Malvaceae
Product: truncated FRIGIDA-like protein 1
Exons: 2
Coding region: 59-634 (191 amino acids)
Source: RefSeq, a predicted model, not a curated record
AGCAAACAUUUUGUCCGUCGAUCAUUCUUCACAAGCACAUCUUCAGUUUUGUGUAAAUAUGGAUGGAAAGAAUUUGCAGAUGUUCCUAAAUGAGGGCUGGAAAGACCACAGUUCAAUCGGUACUGAAGUUGCUAUGGCCCUUCAACGUUCAGGAGACCCUGGAAAGCUUGUCUUGGAUGCAAUGGAGGGGUUUUACCCACCACAUUUGUGCAAGGGAGACAGAGAGUUCGAAGGAGAAGUUGCCAGAAGAAGUUGUAUUCUCUUGUUAGAGCAAUUGAUGGAACUUUCACCCGAGAUUAAGCCUCAUGUUAGAGAAAAUGCUGUAAUUCUUGCCUUUGAUUGGGAAACAAAAUUGAAAGUUGAAUCCGGCCAUGAAUUGGAGGUCUUGGGAUUCCUGUGGUUUUUAGCCUCUUUCCGAUUGGCCUAUGCAUUCGAUGCCAACAAGCUUCUCGGUGUUUUGGUGUUUGUUGCUCGACAUAUUCAAAAUACGGAAAUAUUUAAGGCUCUUGGUUUGGAAGAUAAGAUUCAUUGUUUCUUGAAAAAACUUGCUGGAAGCCAGCAGGAUAUGCAGAUAAUUAGAUAUAUGUAUGCUUUGGGACUUUUAGAGGAGGAGUCGCAGAAGAGGCCACGAUAGUUUGUAGCUGCAGAAACAGCUUCGAAGCGUCUAAAAGGAUCAAAACAAGGUAAGCAUUUCUUUGCAA